Penicillium nucicola is the source of this 792-nucleotide messenger RNA. RefSeq lists its product as uncharacterized. Gene Ontology annotation, molecular function: hydrolase activity. Lineage: Eukaryota; Fungi; Ascomycota; Eurotiomycetes; Eurotiales; Aspergillaceae. The record is from RefSeq and is a predicted model, not a curated record. The transcript has 4 exons. The coding region runs from base 1 to 792 and encodes 263 amino acids.
AUGGCCUCCAACGCACCUGCCGCCUGUUGCUUAACUGGCUUCAAGCAUGAAGGAACUCCACAGGGGAGACUAUCUCUAUCAACAACAGUAAACAGCCCUUCAGUUCACAAUAAACAACUCCCCUUCCCCCGGGUUGUAUUAAUCACUACAUAUGUUGCGCGCCCAAAGAACAAUGACAAAUCGGAAAAGGCAGUCCUGCUGCUUGGUGAUGUAUUUGGUAUUUUCAAUAACAGCAAGCUGCUAGCGGAUGACUAUGCCGCCAACGGAUACCUCACAUUGCUGCCCGACGUCUUCUCCGGCGACCAAAUGGAUAUUGGAGACUUUGAAGCUGGCAAGAUCGACAUUCCUGGCUGGCUCUCGAGACAUGGCACCGAUGUGGUGGACUCCAUUGUGGAAUCGGUAGUGAAGCAUAUGAGAGAAGAACUAGGUGUGAAGAAGAUCGCAGCUGCUGGGUACUGCUUCGGUGGCAAGUAUGUGACUCGCUUCCUUAAGGAAGGCAAGAUCGAUGUUGGCUAUAGCGCCCAUCCAUCCUUCGUAUCUGACGAGGAGCUUGGUGCCAUCAAGAAGCCUUUCUCCAUCUCUGCUGCAGAGACCGACGGCAUCUUUACCCGUGAACUUCGUCGCAAGUCUGAAGAUAUUCUCAGCACAACUGGCCAGCACUACCAAUUGAAUCUUUUCAGUGGCGUCGAACACGGCUUUGCGAUCCGUGCUGACUUGAGCAAGCCCCAGAACAAGUAUGCCAAAGAACAGGCGUAUGUGCAAGCUCUUGCACGGUUCGAUCAUAACCUUUAA